ACCUAUUUUGCAUCUUUAUUUUCUGUUUUUUGUCUGUACAUUUGACAGCUUUGCUGCCUUGUGUAAAAUUGUUCCCUAGGUGGCACCACUUGACAUGUACACAGAGUCCAACACAGGCACCAACCUUCCUGCUCAGAUUGAACUGUAUGCCACCAACUCUCACAGCUAUGAUUUCCUGUUCAUUGCCAAGGGUGGUGGCUCUGCCAAUAAAUCUUUUCUGUUCCAACAAACAAAAGCUGUGCUGAAUCCCAGUAAACUGCUGGAGUUCUUGGAUGCUAAAAUUAAGACCCUGGGGACGGCAGCAUGCCCACCCUACCAUCUGGCAGUGGUGGUAGGAGGAACCUCAGCAGAGUUCAACUUGAAAACUGUGAAACUGGCCUCAACAAAAUACCUGGAUGAUUUACCCACAUCUGGUAACGAACAUGGCAGAGGCUUUAGAGAUUUGGAACUGGAGCAGCAGAUUCUAGAGUUGACUAGAAAAGCUGGAAUCGGAGCACAGUUUGGUGGAAAGUAUUUUUGUCAUGAUGUGCGUGCUGUACGUCUCCCUAGGCAUGGAGCUUCCUGUCCUGUGGGUAUUGGAGUCUCCUGCUCAGCAGACAGACAGGCUGUUGGAAAGAUUACAGAGGAAGGUGUAUAUCUGGAACAGUUGGAAACAGAUCCANUUUAUUAUUAA
Lingula anatina is the source of this 673-nucleotide messenger RNA. RefSeq lists its product as uncharacterized. Lineage: Eukaryota; Metazoa; Brachiopoda; Lingulata; Lingulida; Lingulidae. Gene Ontology annotation, molecular function: fumarate hydratase activity. Gene Ontology annotation, biological process: generation of precursor metabolites and energy. The record is from RefSeq and is a predicted model, not a curated record.